UCAGCUGUGGCUACAACGAGGAGGCAUAAUCUACCAACGUCAGAUUCCGGUGCCUUCACCGACUGGGCGGCGGCGACCACGACUACAUCUUCCCUUGCCACUGAGGAUCUAUCUCUUGGUUUCAAUGCUGGUCCCGCCGUAGUCCACGGCGGUUUAGGCUCAGCUUCCGCCGCCGCCGACGUUCCUUCAUGGCAUCCCGGAUCUUCUGUCCGUUAUGGCUUACAGUCGUCGUCGGCGGCGACGGAUAUGGGUAUGGUCGGUCUGAGAGAUGUUUUCCUUGUUGCUCCGGCGUACCACCACCAUCAAAACGCCGGAGUUAUAUCUGGACCCGAAGCGGCGGCGCUUGGCGUCGGAGUGGUUCCUCUCCUUACGGCGGGUCCGCCUCAGCAAAACGUGGAAGACACCGACAUUAACUUCCUCGGAAACAACCGGAGAUGGCAGAACAACAACAACAACCACGAAACGCAGUAUCUUCAGUUCAAGAGUACUAACCAGACUGCGGUAGGAACGAGCUCGAACAACAACUCCGGUUCCGGCUCCGGCGCAUCGGGAACCGCCACGUGUCAAGACUGUGGAAACCAAGCGAAGAAAGAGUGUAAGCAGAGGCGGUGCAGGACGUGCUGCAAGAGCCGUGGCUUUGAUUGUUCUACUCACGUGAAGAGCACGUGGGUCUCUGCGGCUAGGCGGAGAGAGAGGCAAGUCAUGCCUUCCGGCCCUAAUCCAACGGCUGGAUCGUCUCUCUCUACAUCCUCCGGGACGAAGAAGCCGAGGAUCGUAGGGUCUCAACAACAGCAACAACAACAACAACAAGCCACUUCUCAUACUUCAACUUCUAACACGCCUCCUCAAAGUUUCGAGACCAGUUCCAGCCGACAAGACGGAGGAGGGUCAAGGGAAGCAUGGCCUGGGCAGAUUAGAGCCCCGGCAGUGUUCAAGUGUGUGAGAGUAACGGCAGUGGAGGAUGGUGAUGACGAGUAUGCUUAUCAAGCGAUAGUGAAAAUCGGUGGCCAUGUCUGUAAAGGAUUCUUGUAUGAUCAAGGGCUUGAACCCAAAGAAGGUUUUCCUAAUAUGUCGGAUUUGCAUUUAGGUGGUGCAGCCAAUAACCAUAACGGAGUGUCAGCCUCGGCGCCUAUUCUUGAACAGCCAAAUGUCUACGGUGGUGGUGGCGGUUCAGGCGGUGGGUUUUACGGUUAAACCAAAUUCAAAGACGUUUUACUAUUUGACAGAUAAAGAUGUUAUCUUCUUUGAUAUUUUUUUUUUACAAUGGGGUUGGAUACAAAAGAAUAUUUCACUGACUCUAUUGUAUGAAUUUUCCAUGUGGACGAACUGCUUCAAAUGAUGCAACAAACGUUAUCGAUAAUUUUUUAAUUGGUGGUGAAA
Messenger RNA from Camelina sativa (false flax), 1380 nucleotides. Its product is annotated as protein LATERAL ROOT PRIMORDIUM 1. Gene Ontology annotation, cellular component: nucleus. Gene Ontology annotation, biological process: positive regulation of DNA-templated transcription. The record is from RefSeq and is a predicted model, not a curated record. Lineage: Eukaryota; Viridiplantae; Streptophyta; Magnoliopsida; Brassicales; Brassicaceae. Gene Ontology annotation, molecular function: DNA-binding transcription factor activity; DNA binding.